AUUCCCCACAUACACACAAUAAAAUUGUUUCCUUCUCCGUGCAAAAAGAAUCAAUCUUUGUGAAUCUUGUUGCAGUGAAUGACACAACUAAUCUUCUCUUUGAUUAACAUUCAAUGGCAUUUUCAUGUUCAUGUUGGUGUUGGUUUCCACUCUACUUCAUAGCAUCUAUAACACUUGGUGUCAUUGCAAUUUCCUCAGCAAUACAUUCAACUUCCAAAAACACACCCCAACAACAAUUCCCACCACAAACUCACACACUCUCAUCAAAUGCCACUGAAACUCUCAGAAAAUCAGGUUUCAAUCUCAUGGCUGAUCUUCUUCAUCGUUCACCUCCAUUCUUUUUCCCUCCACCAAACUCAACUUUCUUUGCCAUCAAAGACUCUGCCAUCAAAAACACUUCACUCCCUCUUUGGUUCCUCAAAAGUCUCCUCCUUUAUCACACUUUCACCACAAAACUCACCAUCAAAGAACUCUUAAAUAAACCUCAAGGAACUUGCUUUCAAACCCUUUUCCGCCAAAAGAAUGCUUCACUCACAAAAAUUGAACCUUUGCAGAAUUCACUUGAGAUCAACCAUGUUUUGAUAUCCAAUCCUGAUAUGUUUCUUGGAGAACAAUUCACCAUUCAUGGUGUUCUUGGACCCUUUUCACCGUUGCGUCGCGAAGAUCUUCAAGGUGGUUUUGAUUUCAUUCAUUCACCUACAUGUCGAUUUUCCGGCAAAAAUUCAACAUAUUUAGAUGAUUCCAAGAAUGUUGUUGAAUGGAACAAGGUUGUUCAGUUACUUAGUUCAAAAGGGUAUGCUUCAUUUUCAAUUGCAUUGCAUUCUGUUCUUGAAAGUAUUCAGAAAGAUUCAACCAAUUUUGUUUCAGCAACAAUCUUUGCUCCACCUGAUAUGAAUUUACUUGGUUACCCUUCAACAUUGCUUGAUAAAACUGUGAGAUUUCACAUUUUGCCUCAGAGAUUCACUUAUGGAGAACUCAAUUCUCUUCCUGUUAGGACUCUGUUGAAGACUUUGAUGCCUGAUUAUCAUCUUGAAAUUGAUGGAGUUCUUGAUUACGUGUCAGGUGUUGUUAUUAAUGGGAUUCAGAUUGUGCAACCUGACAUGCUUGUUUCAGAUAAAUUUGUGGUUCAUGGAAUUGCCAGAGCUUUUAAAAUGGCCGAGGUUACUGCUUGAAAUUAAGAUGCAUAUAGUCAUUAUCUCCGUAGGAUAGUUCUGAUCGAAGGCAUGUCAUAGUAUAUGACACAUAUUGGUCUAUCUAGGAUAGUUCUGAUCGAAGGCAUGUCGUAGCAUAUGACAUAUUGGUACAUCGACAUUUGAUUACAUUCAAUUAAUUCAUUUUCUUAAAUAGUUCCAGAAUAGACGUAUCAGUCGUGUAUAUAUAAUACAUGUGCUAUAUAGGUGGUUAUGAAUACAUAAAUUCUUAUAAUUUCUUUGCUUCUUUCAGCAGUGUAUUGA
Messenger RNA from Cicer arietinum (chickpea), 1454 nucleotides. RefSeq names its product fasciclin-like arabinogalactan protein 21. The record is from RefSeq and is a predicted model, not a curated record. NCBI's taxonomy places the organism in Eukaryota, Viridiplantae, Streptophyta, Magnoliopsida, Fabales, Fabaceae.